UAACAUUAAACGCUGACCAUCAGAUCAGUCGGCGCAGUACAUGUGGACGGCCGGGGAAGGAAGUUGUUGAUUUCUUGUAAACAUAUUGGGAAUAUUAUUUAAAUUGCCGAAAAUGAAUAUUCGCUGUGCCACGCCAGAAGAUCUGAUGAACAUGCAGCACUGUAACCUUUUGUGUCUUCCUGAAAACUACCAGAUGAAAUAUUAUUUUUACCAUGGUUUGUCGUGGCCUCAGCUUUCCUAUGUUGCAGAGGAUGAAAAGGGUAAAAUAGUUGGAUAUGUCCUCGCAAAAAUGGAAGAUGAACCAGAUGAGGCUGUGCAUGGACACAUAACAUCACUGGCUGUUAGAAGAUCACACAGAAGACUAGGACUAGCUCAAAAGCUAAUGGAGCAGGCUUCGAGAGCUAUGGUUGAAUGUUUCAAUGCUCAGUAUGUUUCUCUUCAUGUUAGAAAAAGUAACCGUGCUGCUCUAAACCUUUACACUGUCACGCUGAAAUUCAGUAUAUCAGAAAUAGAACCCAAAUAUUAUGCUGAUGGUGAAGAUGCUUACGCCAUGAAAAGAAAUCUGACUGGACUUGAUUUAGAGGAAGCAAUAGCUGAUGUCCAAAGUGAACGGAAACAUAUUUGCAGUGUCAGAGGAAACAUGGACAGCUGUCAAUCAAACAGCAAUUUUGAAAUCCUAGCUGAAGAAAARCCACCUCAACCUAAAUCUUAAAUGUACAAAAUUAGAUCAUAAAUAAACAAAUGACUUUUGUAAAUGAAAA
Molecule: messenger RNA, 761 nt
Organism: Exaiptasia diaphana
Lineage: Eukaryota; Metazoa; Cnidaria; Anthozoa; Actiniaria; Aiptasiidae
Product: N-alpha-acetyltransferase 10
Exons: 9
Coding region: 113-712 (199 amino acids)
Biological process (GO): N-terminal peptidyl-glutamic acid acetylation
Cellular component (GO): NatA complex
Molecular function (GO): protein-N-terminal-glutamate acetyltransferase activity; protein N-terminal-serine acetyltransferase activity
Source: RefSeq, a predicted model, not a curated record